Annulohypoxylon truncatum is the source of this 993-nucleotide messenger RNA. RefSeq names its product Aldo/keto reductase. Gene Ontology annotation, molecular function: aldose reductase (NADPH) activity. Gene Ontology annotation, cellular component: cytosol. The record is from RefSeq and is a predicted model, not a curated record. Bases 1 to 993 code for a protein of 330 amino acids. NCBI's taxonomy places the organism in Eukaryota, Fungi, Ascomycota, Sordariomycetes, Xylariales, Hypoxylaceae. The transcript has 3 exons.
AUGGCGACCAAGACACCUACCGUGAAGUUGUCCUCGGGCUAUGAAAUGCCCCUUGUCGGCUUCGGUAUCUGGAAGGUGCCAAACGACGUUUGUGCUGACCAAGUCUACAACGCCAUCAAGCUCGGCUACAGACACAUCGAUGGCGCCUGGGAUUACACCAACAGUGCCGAGGCAGGUCAAGGUGUAAGAAGAGCUAUCGAAGAGGGUAUCGUGAAGCGAGAAGACAUGUUUAUUACCUCAAAGCUAUGGAACAACUACCACGCCCGUGAGCACGCGUUCGAGAUGGCAAAGCUAGAAAACGAGGCGUGGGGUUUGGGAUAUUUGGACCUGUUCUUGAUCCAUUUCCCCAUCGCGCUCGAAUUCAUUCCCUUCGAUAAGAUCCGCUACCCAUGCUUCUGGAGCGAUAAGGAGCAGACCAAGGUUACUCCUCUGGCAAAGGUGCCGAUCUCGGAGACUUGGGGGGCCCUGGAAGACUUGGUGCAGACUAAAGAGAACCCGGACGGCUUCGUUAGAAGCAUCGGAAUCUCCAAUUUCCACACUCAGCUGAUAUACGACCUCCUGUCAUAUGCGAAGAUCCACCCUAGUGUGUUGCAAGUCGAGCAUCACCCAUACUUAACCCAGCCAGACCUGAUCAACAUGGCCCAAGAGAACAAUAUUGCUGUGACAGGCUACUCGACAUUCGGACCGCAAAGCUUUAUCGAGAUGGAUCAUGCUACAGCUAAAGAAGUUAAGCCACUCUUCGAGACUGAUGUGGUUAAGAGCAUUGCCGCGAAACACGGCAAGACGCCCGGUCAGGUUCUGCUCCGAUGGUGUACUCAGCGCAACAUCAUUGUCAUUCCCAAGUCAAACAGCGUUGAGCGUCUGAAGCAGAAUUUGGAGAGUUCCUCGUUUAACCUGAGCGAUGAUGAUAUCAAACAGAUCUCGAGUUUGAACAUCAACCUGCGCUUCAACAACCCUGCGACUCUAUCAACUCCGAUACGUAUAUUCACCUAG